UUGCGUCAUCAGCACGCGUCCUGGUUUUUCACUCACAAGCUUCAUUCCGCGUGUCGCGUGUAAACAUUUCACAUUUACCAUAUACACAUCCACAAUCAGGCAAGAAUGAAACACAAAACCAUCGACGGAAAGGGAGACAAGCAAAGUAAAUCUAAAAAAAUUUUUACAAGUGGUGUCAAAACCAAGAAGAAAUGGGUCCCACAGCACAAACAUUUUGAUGGCAGCCUGGGGGAAGGUCAAGGAUUUGCUUUUAAGAGGAAGCAGAAAGCCAAGAAUGAGUACUUCAAAUUGCUACGGAGGGAGAAGAAGAAAACCCCAGCGCCUAAAAACGUGUAUGAAGACGAGUAUCCAGAACAUCUUAAGCAUCUUUAUUUGGCCGAGAAAGAGCAGCUGAAAAAUGAGGCUUGGGCUAACAGGGUGAAAAGGAGCAAACUAAGAAUGAAAGACAAGGAAGAAGAUCCAAGUGAGGCUGAUGCUGCUCCGCAAAUGGACCAAAAUGAAGAGAACCCAAGUACAUCUGAGGAAGCAGAACCUAACCCUGACACUAAACAAACAGAACCUAGUGAAAAGGAGGAACAGAUGAGCAUUCCUAUGAGCAACAGAAUGCGAAAGAAACUGCUAAAGAAAACAUCAUAUCAGAAAACACAAGAGGAGUUUGAAAAAAUCCAAGAAAAUCGAAGAAAGAAACAAGAGGAGUAUCUAAAGAACAAGCAGCAGCGUGAGGAAGCCAUACAGAAGUACAAACAGAAAAAGAUGGAGACGUAUCAGAUGCUCUGUAAAAAGACAAAGAAAGGACAGCCCAAUCUGAACCUCCAGAUGGAAUAUUUACUUCAAAAAAUUCAAAGAACUGAUAAAUGAUGACUGAAACUUCCAUCAUUUCAGUCCCUGUGAAUUUAGAGUUUAUUUUUUAUUUAUGGUCUCUGGUCAUUCACCUAGGUUUUAAAAAUAGUAAGGUGAAAGUUAUGAUGCCUGUAUUCUCCUGUCAUCAGUGUGAAAUGCAAAUCCAACAGAUCCACUGGAUUUAAACCACAAAUUAUUUUAUACAGAGGAUGGCAUAAAACCAGCACAAAAAGAUUGUCCCAAAGGGUUAACUUAAACCACAUUGCCCAUAUAACCUUGAACAUGCAGUACCAUUCAUCUCUUUUUUUCAUUUGUAAAGCAGCAAUAAACAGUGUGACACUGCCCUAUCUCCUGGGUAAGUCUUAAAAUCAUCUGCCUAUACUAGCCCAUAAAGACAAGCUUGAAAUCUGUUUCACCCUUUUAAUAGCCUACAUACUCUUGUUACUCCUAAGUAUUGCUAAUUUUGUGGUUGUGGACACCCUUAGUUUGAAAUUGGUUUGUAAUGAGAUGUUAAAUUUGAGUUUUAUGCUGUUUCUUCUGAUAAAUGUCCUAUGGCCUUGAGGGUUGUGUCGCCAUAGCUACAAUGCACACGUGUUGCUUUUUUAAAGGGCUGGUUGUGCAGCCUCCCUCACAUCAGGAGCACCGUCUGGACGAAGGCUGGAACGCCUUGGGCUGCUUCCUCCUGACAUCACAUGGUUUCAGAGUGACUUUCCAACAUUCGUCUAUGAAGCAGAACUCCACAAACCAAGAACUUGACCAAUGUGCUUUAUGUGGCUGCAUAAAAGGGCUUAAUAUUUACAAAUUACCAAGGUAUGGAUAUUUUUCUGUUUUAUCAUUAUAAUAUUUUAUAUGCCAGCUCUCUGUAUACUAUGACCUUGCCUGUAUAAUAUAACCAAGAUAUAUUUUCAGUUUUGUUAUUGAGUGGUUUAAGCUACACCUAACAACAUUAAAGAAUUUGUGCUUAUAUCAGUGUAGC
Molecule: messenger RNA, 1816 nt
Organism: Periophthalmus magnuspinnatus
Lineage: Eukaryota; Metazoa; Chordata; Actinopteri; Gobiiformes; Gobiidae
Gene: ccdc59
Product: coiled-coil domain containing 59
Exons: 4
Coding region: 106-858 (250 amino acids)
Cellular component (GO): nucleus
Source: RefSeq, a predicted model, not a curated record